CAGAGCUUCUUUGGGGGUGGGGACUUCUGGAUAGAAGCAAUCAUAAGAAACAGUGGCAAGUCUUUCUGACUGAGCAAGGGGUAGCAGGAAGUACAGCUCAUUCGGCCUUGGAGUUUGGAUUGUCAGUUACAACUAAGGACGACCAUCAGACAUCAGACACAAUGGGUUCUUCAGCAUAAAUGAAGCUUUUCCCUUUUGCCAUACUCUACGAUGACCGUUGAACCACUCAUUAGCCCCGGAAUAGAUUCCGUAAACCUCACUGGUUGUAUGAAUAAUUCUGUUUCUUUUUACAGUAUGAAACAGCCCUUAGUGGCGAGAACAGCAGCGGCCUACAGCAGCUGGCCUAUCACACCGUGAACCGCCGCUACCGGGAGUUCUUGAAUCUGCAGACCCGCCUGGAGGAGAAACCAGAUCUACGAAAGUUUAUCAAAAACGUGAAGGGUCCAAAAAAGCUCUUUCCAGAUCUCCCAUUUGGAAACAUGGACAGUGACAGAGUAGAAGCCCGGAAGAGCCUCCUGGAGUCAUUCCUGAGGCAACUCUGUGCCAUUCCUGAGAUUGCCAACAGUGAGGAGGUGCAGGAGUUCCUCGCUCUGAACACAGAUGCUCGGAUUGCCUUUGUCAAGAAGCCGUUCAUGGUCUCUCGGAUAGACAAGAUGGUGGUGAGUGCUAUCGUGGACACCUUGAAGACAGCGUUUCCUCGCUCUGAACCCCAGAGUCCCACAGAGGAGCUGAGUGAAGCCGAGAAUGAGAGCAAGCCCCAGACAGAAGGCAAGAAGGCUAGCAAGUCCAGACUGAGGUUUUCAUCCAGUAAAAUUGCCCCCGCGCUGAGUAUAGCUGAGGCACAGGACAAGAUUCUGUACUGCCUCCAGGAAGGCAAUUCGGAGUCAGAGGUCCUGUCCAUGUCUGGGAUGGAAUCUUUCAUUGAAAAGCAGACAAAGUUACUGCAAAUGCAGCCAGCGGAAGUCCCAGAUAAAGAGCCCCAGCAAGUCCCCAAAGAAUCCGUGGAUAGUGGUUUGCUGGAUAAAGCUGUGGUAUCCCAAGAGCUCAACAAGAAUGACCCAGGAACAGAGACAGAGUUAGCUGACACGGCCUUCGAUCUGAUCCUCCUGCUGUUAAUGGAGCAGUGGAAAUGGCUGUGUACCGAAAACAUGCAGAAGUUCCUCCGCCUUGUUUUUGGAACUCUGGUUCAGAGGUGGCUAGAAGUACAGGUGGCUAACCUAACAUGUCCCCAGCGCUGGGCACAAUACCUCCGCCUUCUUCGGGAAUCUAUCUGGCCUGGUGGAGUGCUGCCCAAGUUUCCACGGCCUGGAAGGACUCAGGCACAGAAAGCAGCUACUGAGAAGCAGGCUUUGCAGAGUUUGAUGGGUCUCCUUCCAGAUUUUUUAGUAGAAAUCUUGGGGGUGCACAAGUGCCAGCUGAGCUGGAGUCUUGUCUUGGAAUCAUUCCAGCAGCCCCUCAUCAACAGACAUUUGAUUUACUGCCUUGGAGACAUUAUCCUGGAGUUCCUGGACCUCAGUGCCGCUGUUGAAGAGUGUGCCCCAACCACCUCUGCCUCGGAUUCCCCAGGCAGCCUCAAGAAGAUGGCGGUCUCCACUUAGCCAGGAGUUAUUCACACCAUCUCCAAAGACUUGAAAAGGAGAACUGUUCCACUUCCAGAGCAGCUACGAUGCCUGUGCCCUCUGGAGCUAGGCUAGCUUAGCUGGCCCCCGUCUCAGGGGCUCAGCUGCCCUACCAGGCCUCCCUCAGUAGCGUGUGACAGAGCUGCAUAGCCUCCUUGCAUGUGUAGCUGUUUCCACAGUCUUUGGCGUGUGGAUUGCUGUGGGGAGGUCUUGUUUCCUUGGGAACAGAAGCUAUGAGGCAGAGGCUUUUCCUUUGCCAUCUCGCCAUCGUGGUUUGCCAACAGCAUGGCCCUACGCGUGCAUGCACUUAAUCCACAAUGUACAAGUGGUAGGUAAUACAGAAGAAAGACUGUAGCCAGAUUUCCUGGGAGGAGAAAAUGGUCUCCUGAGCUCUCUUUUCCUACCUGGAAACUAAACAUUAGUUCAGGAUCACUCCCUCACCCUGCCUAGUUUCCCAACAAUUCCAGAAGAGGGAAGGAAAGUAUGUCUCCAGGGACUUGCUAUUUUCUGACACAGAGGACUUCUAAGGGGUGUCAAGAACACUGUUUCCUUGGGUGGCUAUACUUUUCCUGUCCUUCUGGCCUCAAAGCACGAUGUCAAACUUCUGGUAAUUCCACUCCACCCUUCACACCCUUUCCUGCGAGGGAUUACACAGCAGAUUUUCUUAACUUUCCUCCCAGUCCAUACCCAAGAGCAAAUGCGUUUUGGAUUUGUAACUUUCCCUCUAUCAACAGAAUCACAUGGCAGGUUACGUAUUUGGCCUCAGUAUUUCCAAAGAGAAGGGAAAGUACUUGUUCCAGGGCUGAGGGUGUACAAAGAAUAGAAGUCGGGGGAUCUGCGGGGAUCCUUCCACAAGACUUUGGCAAGAAUAAUAUAGCAGACUUGCAGGAAACAGAUUGUAGUUUCUGUUCCUUAAAGAUUGAGUUAGUCCUUAGGAGUCCAACACUAAAAGCAGAGCGCUCUGUGUCCACUGGAAAGAAGGAACAACUGAGAGCAGUUAGAAGGAAAGGGAGUUGGAGGAGAAGUCACAAGAGAAGUGCUGCUGCCCGGGAAAUGCAGGGCAGCCAUGGGAGUCCAUAGCCAACCCUCAGCUCAGUAGACCUGUGUGGCUCUGGCCUGGCUACACUAAACUACGGGAUCCACAUGAAUUAGGGUUAUGGAGAAAGCCUGUGAGAAUCGGGGAGGCAUCUAGAGCCAGCAGCAACACAGACUCUGAAGUAUGUGAUGAACACACAAUUAAAGUUGUUCAUAGAAAAGGGGUUGUGAAACUGUUACUCCCCUGCCCUGAGAGACUCCUAACUGGACAUUGUAAUGUGACUGGGAGGCUCGCCAUGCUGUUCUUACUUACAAGGAGAAAACAGUGAAUGAGAUAAAGUUUCAUUGCCUCUUCUGGUCUUGAAGCUUGGCUUGAUGUCUCCACAGUUCUUGAAGUAUCCCCUUCCCUAGGCCCGCAGAGGCAAAGGUAAUUCAGCAUGUUGUCCUCUGAGUGCCUGCUAGGGAUAUGGUUUCCGGGGACACCUUAGAGCUGAUCCUGUGGCUCCUAGGGUAAAGACUACUUCUGUAUUGGUGGAAUGAGCAACCCUGAUUUCUGAAAGUCUUCUCUCCCAACGCCCACCCCUUCACAUGGCCGUAGCCACCCGUGUGCAUUUGAACCUGCUAUUAGUUCUGGUGCACACAUGCACAAACACUGUUACUAACCCAACGCACCAUGAGUUCCUGUGGCAGUGAAGUCUAAGGGGUCUUUUCAUUCCUGCAGCCCAGAGAACGUCCUUAUGUUUCAUUUUAUAUAAGAGGAUCCAUUUUACUCCUCCUGCCCUCAAAAGAUAAGCUAUCCUAAAGAAAGAAAUAAUAUCAAAACCCAUCCAGCUUUGAAAAAGACCUGCGAAGUUUGAUAGCAGCUUCAGGCCACAAGAUCUCCAUCCUAUGGGAGAGCCACUGGCGUUAGAAUGACGCUCCAGGCUGGAAGUGGAAAAGCAGGGAGAACUGAGCCCACACUGGUCCACUUCAUUUCUUUCCUGUUUGGCCGUUUUAAGACUCAGUUUACUCAUUUAAGUCAGAAUAUUAAAAUCUGAAAUAAGACCAACACCCAUUCUGUCUUGAUUGCCCAUUUGUAGAAAGAUGAGGGAUGAGUGGAUACUGAGCUCUCUCUGGCAAUUUCUAAUUGCCAUCAUUGCUGUUAAUUAUUGAAGUUCAGGAACUCUGUAUGUAAUUAUGUAAUUUUAUAUAAGUACAAUAUAUAAUAGCCCACAAUUUUUAUUUCCAAGCUUUUGGAUUAGGUUUUGUAGAACCUAGAAUGAAAACACUCUCCUAAAUCUAAGCUUAGGAAAUGUGAAAUUUUUAAUAUUAAUGGAAGUUUCUAGCAUAUAACAUGAUCUUUUGUUGUAAGGGUGCCAUGGAAUUUUUUCUAUAAACACUGUUGCACACCACAUCUCUAGAACAUUUCCCUUGUGGAUAACACUAUGCUCAGUAAACAGCAAGCUCUCCUGUUCCCUGGAGGGUGGUGGUAUUUGACAGUCGCCAUUCCACAUUCUGUGUAUGUGCAUCUAUAAACUGCAAGUGAGUGGAGUUGUGCAGUGUUUGCCCUGUAACAGACUUAUUUCUCUUGGCAUUAUGGCCUCAGGUUCAUCUAUGCAUCACCAUGUGAAAAGUUCUUUCUUAGUCUCGACAAUGUUCUAUCAUACGGACAUGCCCCAUUUUCCUCCUCUUUGUCCAGUGUGGACAUUUAGGCUGCUUUCAUUUCUUGGCUAUUGUGAAUGCAAUGGAAAGGGGACUGCAAGUAUUUCUAUGGAUCCCCAGAUUCAAGACACUUUUCAGAUGUAUGUACCGCAAAGUAAGAUUGCUAGAUGAUAUAGUUGUAUUUGAGUAUUUGAAGCGUCUUCACACUGUUCUGUGUAGCCGCUAUAGUUCUACCAAGAGUGCCUAGAGGUGUAUGUGCAGUCACACAAUAAUGCCUCCCUCACAUGUGGGGUGCCGCUCCACUGUGGUCUUCAUCUGUAUAACCCUGAUCUUCUUGAGUCCUCUGUUUUACUCAGUCCAUUCCUUUCCCAAAAUCAAUAUAUGUGUGUGUGUGUGUGUGUGUGUGUAUGUAUGUAUAUAUAUAUAUAUAUAUAUGUGUGUGUGUGUGUGUGUGUGUGUGUGUGUGUGUGUAUAAUUAUUUAAUUACAUACAGCUUUCUUGAACUUCAAUAAAUAACAGCAAGAAUGGCA
Molecule: messenger RNA, 4825 nt
Organism: Rattus rattus (black rat)
Lineage: Eukaryota; Metazoa; Chordata; Mammalia; Rodentia; Muridae
Gene: Snx19
Product: sorting nexin 19
Exons: 10
Coding region: 480-1598 (372 amino acids)
Cellular component (GO): early endosome membrane; intracellular membrane-bounded organelle
Molecular function (GO): phosphatidylinositol binding
Source: RefSeq, a predicted model, not a curated record